This is a messenger RNA of Heterocephalus glaber (naked mole-rat), 1300 nucleotides long. NCBI's taxonomy places the organism in Eukaryota, Metazoa, Chordata, Mammalia, Rodentia, Bathyergidae. The record is from RefSeq and is a predicted model, not a curated record.
UUACCUUUUCUUAUGCUGAAAUUGCCAAUUUUCCCAGUGCUGUCCUAUACAUCCCACCUCUUCCCUGUCAUCCCAACCUUGUUUCUUGAGUUCUCUGGGCCUGUUAAGUCAAGCCCUUGUUGAUUCCACAAUAAGAGUGGCAGGUCACUGGAGCAUAAGGAAAGGGGGAGCCCUGUUCCAGGGGUCUUAUUAUCACCACCAGGAGGCCUUUCCCGCUUUUUUGCUCCCUGAACUUUCCUGCAAGUCCCUCCAGAAGCAGCUCCUGUCACUUUAUUUUGUAGCCAGAACAGACGAGUCACUUCUCUGUCUCAAUGGAAAGGCAGGCAGAGCCCCCAGGGACUGGAGAGCCUCAGGUGACAGGUAAGGGCUUCUCUACAUCACUAGUCAGGAAGUGUCACCAUAGCAACUCCAGUAACAAACAAUGGUGCCCCGAAAGGGCUCCUCACAAAGCUGUCCCUCCUGGCUCUGAGCCCAGAAGAAUGGCCAAUAACCCACCAGCACUCCGAGGGCCCAGUGAUCCAUGUCACAGAGAGCCUCUCCUGCAGUCGGUCCGAGCCAAUGAACACCUCCUCCAGUACCUGACGUGGGCUCAGCGCCAGUUCCUCCUUCCCAGCGAAUUCUGGGAGUUCCCUGGCUUCACCCGGAAGAAGCAGGAGAUUCUGAGGACAGUGAAAGAGCUGAAGGAAGCAGAGAAACUCAAGCUGAGGAGUGAAAUGAGAGCACCCCUUGUGAACGCCCAGGACAACACCCUGCCCCUGUGGCCUUCAGGAAGUAAGAGGAGCACUUCCUUGGGGAGCACCUCCCCGCUGUGGGCCAGCCCCAAGCCCUCUCCUGUUUCUGUGUCUAACUCUGUACCCCAGCCUUCCUACAUGCUGUCCCUAUCCGUUGUGCUUUUCUUCAUAGUGCUGGGCAUGGAACCCAGGGCCUUGUACAUGCUAGACAAGUGCUUGACCACCGAGCCGUACCCUAGCCUGACUCUUGUUUUCAGAAUACAGUAUAGCUAGAAAGACUGGUGGGAGUGGGAAAAGGCCACAAGAGGAGGCACUUAAUUAUUUAGCUUUAGUAAGGCAAAAGAUUUAUAUGAUCUGAGGAGUGCCACUUAGGGAUUAACACCCACUAGGCUCUGGGGACACUGAGGAGUGUGAUUCAGUCCCUGCCCUCUAGAGAGCCACCAAGCCAGGCCAUCUGGCACUCAGGAGGCUGAGGCAGGAGGAUGGCCGCGAGUUCAAGGCCAAGCUGGGCCACAUAGUGGGUUCAAGGUCAGCCUGAACUGCAUAGUGAGAUCUGGUCCCCAAAAUCA